This is a messenger RNA of Mytilinidion resinicola, 1128 nucleotides long. Its product is annotated as SET domain-containing protein. Gene Ontology annotation, molecular function: protein binding. The record is from RefSeq and is a predicted model, not a curated record. The coding region runs from base 1 to 1128 and encodes 375 amino acids. The transcript has 2 exons. Lineage: Eukaryota; Fungi; Ascomycota; Dothideomycetes; Mytilinidiales; Mytilinidiaceae. Gene Ontology annotation, cellular component: nucleus.
AUGCAGGGGGGAGGUUACAAAGCAUGGCGGCCAACGCUCCUCGACUCACCAGUCUCAGCCCCAGCAUCCCCCGCGGACUCCGCCGUCUCUAUUACCACGACACCAACCCCAGCCGCUCCCCUCUACACCAUUCGUCAGACUCCCAAUGCAGGUCGCGCUGUCUUCGCUACCCGCCGCAUCGCAGCCAACACGCUUCUCUGCACAGCGAGUGACCUUAGCAUAACCGUCCUUCUCCGUGAUUAUCGAAAAGAAGUCUGCGCCCACUGCUUCUUCUACGACCGCGGGACAACCCUGCCGCUUCGCGACCCUUCGACAAAUCUUGUCUUCUGCUCACACCUGUGCCAGGAAACAUGGCUUGCUCAAGCAGGCGACCUUGGCGUACAGGCGUGGACUGCUGCAGAGAGAUUGAGUAAAGGAAAGAGCGGGGAGCAGAGGGACGAAGACUACGAUAUGGUGGACCCGGGCCUCCCGCGUCCUACCACCCAAGAGAUAGCGGUGGCUUGGGAGACUGCCUCGAGUGUGGCAGCGCAGAUCCGACUCGCGCGGGCAGGGAUGUCAACGAAGAGCACCCGCAAAGCGCUCGCUGCGGUGCUGCGAGAGGCGGUCGUGCCAGACGUGCUGGCGUUCUGCGUAUCCUCGAUACUGGUAGCAUACCAGUCACCAGAGCGCUGGCGGAGGAUACUAGACCUGGUGCCGGAUGAGAGGCCCUACCACUCCUUCGUCGACCUGGUUGCGUUCACGCGCUCAUACCUACAGCUCCUCGCCGUCUUACCCACCGAGCUACUCCCCCACGCCACUCCGGAAACGUUGAUCACGGCGUCCUCCCGUGACUCGCACAACUCUUUCGGUAUUCGAAGCCUGGAAGAUGAAGGCAGUGAGUUCUUCGGGUACGGGUGCUGGCCGAGUGCGAGCUUCUUUAAUCACUCGUGUGGACCGAAUGUGAGGAAGGAGAGGAUAGGGAGGGAAUGGAGGUUUGUGGUGGAUAGGGGAGUGGAGGAGGGAGAGGAGCUGUGUAUUAGUUAUUUGAGCGGGGAGGAGAGGACUAUGGGGGUGGUGGGCAGGGGGGGGAGGUUGCGAGGGACGUGGGGCUUUGUGUGUGCGUGUUGGAGGUGUAUCGAGGGGGAGUAA